Molecule: messenger RNA, 1383 nt
Organism: Blepharisma stoltei
Lineage: Eukaryota; Ciliophora; Heterotrichea; Heterotrichida; Blepharismidae
Source: the annotation of a GenBank genome assembly
AUGGGUUGUGUUGAUUCAAAGUCAUCAAUUUCUAUUGAAGAAAGAGCUAUAAUGAUCGCAGAAGAAGAAUUGGGAUAUGGAAAUAAAUACAGUAGAGAUGUUGAUUUCGUCCACAGAAAAUAUUCAGUUUCUGGCUUAAUCAAUGCUGAGCAAUGAAGAGACAUUUCUAAUUCUCUUCUAAUUAAAUCAGAAAACACUCCAAGAAAUGCUAAAAUUGAAGAUUUUUUCAGCAGCUUUAAAAGCAUAGAUGGAAAGCUGCCUCUUAGAUCGUUACUAAUUAUUGGAGUUUGCUAAACUCGACCAACUUAAAUUGAAACAAAAAAAUCCUGUUCCAAUUUAAAAGGAUUUUUAAAAAUAUAAAUUGAGCUCGAUAAUUUUAAUUCUUUUUUGAAAGAGAUUAGUGUGAAAACGCUUUCUAUCUUUAACUCUUUUUAAAAAAAUAUAUAUUGAGCAAAAAAAAUUUAGGUUUUAAUUUAUUUUUAAAAAGAAGAAUUAAAUAAAAAGAUUUAUCGAUUCAGUGUAAAACUGUUUAAAUAGUAUUCUACUUGUGCUAAGCGAGGGCCGAGCUUCUGAUAAAGCAAGGCUUCUAUUUGAGAUAUAUGACAUCAAGAAUCAAAAAAGCUUGCCAAAAUCAAUUAUACAGGCUCUUGUUGAUGAAAUGUUAGAUAUAUCGAUAAAUAAGCUACCAAUUCUGGUAUGCCCUCACCACGUUGCAAACGAGGAUGAGGUUAAAAAAUACUUAAAAGACCUAAGAGGUUACCAAGAAGUAUCAAAGACAGCUAUAAUUGCUAGAUUCUUAGGAACUGGAGAGGGUGAAGAACAAGAAAUCAGCUUAUCAGUGUUCGUUAAAAACUUUGAAGAUGGUGUAACUGCAAGACUUUUAACAGCUCACGGACUGAGAGAGUUUGUUUAUUGCCAAAAACCUGUCAGAAAAUCAAGAGAUUACCUCACCAAAAAUGAUAAGAAAAAAGCUACCUCCCCCUCCGUGAACGAACAAAAAAAUUUUAUUCACUCUGGGAGGGGUUAAUUUUUAUAAAAUUUUAAAAAAAUAUAAAUUAUAAUUUUAAUUUGUAAAAUUUCUGUUUAAAAUGCAAGCUGUUUAAAAUUAAACAGAAUUAGCUAGAGAUUUCAUUAUACUAAUUAUUACUUAAAAAAUUUUUGUUUGUUCAUGGAGGGUGGUUUUUUUUGGUCAAAAAAUAAGGGUUUUUCUAAUGGUUUUGCUCGCUCACGAUGGGGAAUAAGGAUGAUGGAAAGGAUAAAAAAGAAGAAAAAACAUCGUCAGAUUCAUCUGAUUCGUCAUCCUCUGAAGAUAAAAAGAAAAAGAGCAAAAAUCAAAAAAAUUCUGAAGAAGUCCAGCCUGAACAGCCUGCCGAAAAAGCCUAA